This is a messenger RNA of Zootoca vivipara (common lizard), 1146 nucleotides long. The record is from RefSeq and is a predicted model, not a curated record. NCBI's taxonomy places the organism in Eukaryota, Metazoa, Chordata, Lepidosauria, Squamata, Lacertidae.
GGCUUGGCUUUGCUCCUGCCAGCGCAGCGCUGCUCCCGAGGCUCCCCGGGGCCGCAUCUUCAAGCCGCCGCGAUGCUCCGCCGGGCCAGCCGCUGAAGGAUGAGCGCCGCUCCCUUCCUCCGCCUGCUGCUCCUGACGCCCCUCGCCUGGGGGCUCCUCAAGUCGUGCCCUCGGCGUCUGGAAUGCGCUUUGCUGCGGCGCGAGUUCUGCCUCCCCGGAUCGUACGCCUGUGGCCCGUGUCUCUCUCGGUUCGUCGAGGACGGAGACGGCCAGUGCGUCCCCAAGGCACGGCCGGCCGGCGGGCCACCCAGCGCUCCCAACCUAGAGGAAGAAGUUGAUUUAGUGGCCGAGGUGCUGUCCAAACAGGAUGAUGCUCAGCGGGAUGGAAGCCCGGCCCCCGUGGGCAAGCACCGCAGGAUCGGUGCGCCGAAGUCCGAGUCCUCCCCAAAGGGGCAGGCGGGACGUCCUCUUGCAACACCUUCCCUUCGCCCAGAGGCCAUCCAAAGGACUCCAGUGGGAAAGCCGCUCUCGUCGAAUGACGCUCUCAUACUGGGGAUGAUUGUCGUAUGUACGGCCGCGGGAAUCGCAGCUCUGGUGGUCGCCGCCGUCUGCUGGUGCAGGCUGCAAAAGGAAAUACGCCUCGCUCAGAAAGCCGACUACCCAGCUCAGAAACUCCCGGGCCCUCCGUCGUAUGACAAGACCUCGCCUGGCGACAAGAAAUUGGCGCAGAGUGCCCAGAUGUACCACUACCAACACCAGAAACAACAGAUGCUCUCCAUGGAGAAGACUAAAGAGGAGGCCAAAGGUCCGGAAUCUGCAUCUUCGGACGAAGAAAACGAAGACGGGGACUUCACCGUCUACGAGUGUCCAGGCCUUGCUCCCACGGGCGAAAUGGAAGUGAAGAACCCUCUCUUUGACGACGCCUCGCUGCGUUCCCCGCCCACCGAUUCGCACCCGUGACCAAGCAUGUUGUGGACCGCCUCUGCCCAGCCUUGGGUGCGGGAACCUCCCAAAGUGCCGGCAUCCUCACUACCUAAAGAAAGACUCUCCUUUGCAGCGCCUCCCGAACCGGCAUCUCCCCUCCCCACGCCAACAAAUGACUCUCUGAAAUAAAUGCACACGAUUGGCCGCUGGGGAGGGCGGGCG